AUGACUUCCCCGGCCUUCCUGGGUGCCCUGUGCCUGGCGCUGAGCUGCUUGGGCAGCGCGCGCGGGCUCGCGAGGAGUGACGACCUUGAGUGGGGCAAGCUAAUCAUGGUUCACCACUGGCCUGCGACCGUGUGCCAGGAAGUUCGGGGCCACUGCAAAGACCCUCCGAGUUACUGGACGAUACAUGGAUUAUGGCCCGAUAAAAGUGAAGCAUGUAACCGAUCCUGGCCCUUUAAUCCACAGGAGAUCAAGGACCUUUUGCCAGACAUGAAGAGGUACUGGCCCGAUCUGCUCCAUCCGUCCAACUGCAGCCUCCAGUUCUGGAGCCAUGAGUGGAAGAAGCACGGGACCUGUGCCGCCCAGCUGGACGCCCUCAAUUCCCAGUGGAAGUACUUCAACAAGAGUCUGGAUCUGUAUAAGGAGCUGGCCCUGAGCAGCGUGCUCCAAAAAUUGGGGAUAGAACCAUCUAUAGAUCGCUACUACCAGGUGUCAGAUAUCAGAGAUGCACUUGUCAGCGUGUACAAAGUCGUGCCCAAAGUCCAGUGUUUUCUGCUAGAGAAGGGCCAGGAGGUGCAGCUCCUCGGGCAGAUGGAGCUGUGCUUCUCCAAGGACCUGCAGCUGCUCAACUGCACCCACGCCGGGGAGCCGGCGGCCCGCGGGCAGGGAGCCUGGCCGAGCCUGGGCCUGCAUGUCUGCGAGGAUGGCCCGGUCCUAUACCCUCCGCUCAACCAGACCAAACUCUGA
Molecule: messenger RNA, 744 nt
Organism: Rangifer tarandus platyrhynchus (Svalbard reindeer)
Lineage: Eukaryota; Metazoa; Chordata; Mammalia; Artiodactyla; Cervidae
Source: the annotation of a GenBank genome assembly